UGCACGGCGAAGCAGUCAGCCUCAAGAGGAAGAAGUAAGCGGUAGGUACAAACCAUACAGACUGAAAACCUGCUAAAAACAGUGCAAUGUUUGGCCUCUUCGGGAAAAAUAAACCUGUGAAAAUUAGGAGUUUUAAGGAAAGCAGAAAGUACGGAGUUGCAGCAAAAGAUGUGAAGGAGUUGCUUAAAAAAGGCUGCAAGUUAUUACAGUUGCCAUCUUCUGGUGCACAUGUUUGUUUGUAUGCGGAUGGGACAAAGGUGACAGAGGAAUUCUUCCCCACUCUGCCGGACAACACAGAACUGGUUCUUCUCUGCAGAGAUCAGACAUGGAGUGGAGUUGUGUGCGAUAUCGGCCAGUUACUGAACACAGACCGGCACGCCGCUGGCCUCGUUGAAGCCGCGAAAGGGCUCCUGUCUGAUGAGCAGUCUCCUAAAAGGCGUAAAAUCCUGACUGACCUGCUGCUCAACCUGGAGGACAGAUCUGAGCUGGAGAGCAGAGAGGAGGAUGAAGACUGGUUCAAAGGUGUUGAAGCUCGAUUCAAGACAAAGUCGGCCUACAUGAAGUUCAACUGUGAGAGCAGGAUACGAGGCUACAUGAAGGAGGUGGAUGGUGCCACCAAAUUCAUACAGAAUGCUAAAGUCAGGGAAGAGUUUCUGAAAGCAUCCAAAUCCCUGGCGGAAACGCUGAAGGCAGCAAGGCACAACGGCUGCUACUUUGACAGGAGUGAAAAGGAACCAAAUCGCCUCUGUACUCGGGAAGGAUGGUUUACCUGCCAGGGAUCAUUUGAGCAGCAAGUGUGCCAGUCUCUCCACUCCAUCAACCCCUACGGCAGCCGAGAGAGCAGGAUUGUCUUCAGCACAUGGAAUCUGGACCACAGGAUAGAAAAGAAGAGGACGAUCAUUCCCGCUCUGCUGGAAGCUCUACAGAAUCACAAGAGCACCGACGUCAACCUGAACUACUUCUACUGCUUGCUGUUCACCAGGGAAAACCUGAAACUGGUUCACAUCGUGUGUCACAAGAAAGGAGCUCACAACCUGCUGUGUGACACCAAGAACAUUUUUAGACAAGCCGCUAACACAGACAAAGCAAAACAGAAGGUCAAAGGGAAGAAGAGGCGCUUGGUGUGAAUAUUUUUGACUCUGCUUUUAUGAAAAACAAUUGUUUGUAUGAACUGUGACGACAUAAUUACACUGAUACAUUCUGCGAAGAAUGAUCUCAAAAGGUUACUGUAGCAAGAUCAGCUGGAUAGCAAGGUAACCUUUUUAUUUUUUUAACCAUAUUCUGCUUUCUGAACCAGUGUCGCCUGCAGAGCUUUAAUACAGACUGGCAGUACUUUGUUAGACAAACGCAAUUAAACUUACACAAACCUUGAAAUCAUGAAAAAGAUUUUUUUUUAUACCUUGUGUUGGCACGGAGAUGUCAAAUGCAUGAAUUGAUUACAUUGCGGAUUCCACUCAAGACAGUUGCAUAGGAGUGAAUCACACAUUAGUGCAAUUACUGAUAACCUCAAAGUUAGAUUCCAUUUUCAAAGUCAGGUUUAAGUUAUCCUCAGUUCACGUACACACUAAAGACUCCAGAAAACCUCAACGUUUUUAGUCUGUUUUCUUUAAUAAUAAUUGUAUAAAAUUUUCACUUUUGCAAAAGUGAACCUAACAUAAAAUGAUUAGCUGCAUAUGUAUAGGGCUGGGUACCAAAUUCAUGACUUUUUAGGCACUGACCGAAUUGCAUCUAAAGUAUC
Molecule: messenger RNA, 1738 nt
Organism: Sander lucioperca (pikeperch)
Lineage: Eukaryota; Metazoa; Chordata; Actinopteri; Perciformes; Percidae
Gene: dffb
Product: DNA fragmentation factor, beta polypeptide (caspase-activated DNase)
Exons: 7
Coding region: 87-1127 (346 amino acids)
Biological process (GO): apoptotic process; apoptotic DNA fragmentation
Cellular component (GO): nucleus; cytoplasm
Molecular function (GO): DNA endonuclease activity
Source: RefSeq, a predicted model, not a curated record